This is a messenger RNA of Pseudopipra pipra, 2593 nucleotides long. RefSeq names its product diphthamine biosynthesis 6 (gene DPH6). The record is from RefSeq and is a predicted model, not a curated record. Gene Ontology annotation, biological process: protein histidyl modification to diphthamide. Gene Ontology annotation, molecular function: diphthine-ammonia ligase activity. Lineage: Eukaryota; Metazoa; Chordata; Aves; Passeriformes; Pipridae. Bases 283 to 2385 code for a protein of 700 amino acids. The transcript is spliced from 15 exons.
CUGGGCUCCGCCGUCCCGGCCGCGGCGCAGCCUUGCGGCGGCGGCAACACGCUCCUCCGGGCGUGGGGAGCCGGGGCUCGCCGAGCCUCCCGCCUGCGCAGGCAGUGUGCCGGCCUGCCCGGGAGGAGGGCCCGCCUAGGGAGGCGGCCAAGCGGUAGCAUCGGAGGAGCCGGCGGCGUCCGCGGCCCAGGGUAGCUACGGCGACUGGGCUCCUUCCCUGCUGCGCUUCUCGGCUGUCGCGCACCUCCCUGUCAGUGUUACCGCCCCCGGCCUGUGACCAAGAUGAGAGUAGUGGCUUUGAUCAGUGGUGGGAAGGACAGCUGUUAUAAUAUGAUGCAGUGUGUUGCUGCUGGGCAUCAGAUUGUUGCUCUAGCCAAUUUAAGACCUGCUGAAAACAGAGGGCAGACUGAUGAAUUGGACAGCUAUAUGUAUCAGACAGUAGGACACCAUGCCAUUGACCUGUAUGCUGAUGCAUUGGAUUUGCCACUCUAUCGUGGUUUCAUAAAGGGUACCAGUGUAAAUACUGGAAGAGUGUACAGGGCAUGCCAAGAGGAUGAGGUUGAAGACCUCUACCAUCUCAUGAAACUUGUUAAGGACAAAGAAGGAGUGGAAGGUGUGUCUGUGGGAGCCAUUCUUUCUGACUAUCAAAGAGUUCGAGUUGAAGAUGUGUGCAGAAGGCUUAAUCUUCAGCCUUUAGCUUACCUUUGGCGCCGGAACCAGGAAAUGUUGCUUAAAGAAAUUAUAUUAUCUAACAUUCAAGCCAUAAUCAUAAAAGUGGCAGCUUUUGGUUUGGAUCCAGAUAAGCAUCUAGGAAAAACUCUAGAUCAAAUGGAGCCUCUUCUUUUAGAGCUCUCUGAGAAAUAUGGAGUCCAUGUUUGUGGAGAAGGUGGAGAAUAUGAAACAUUCACUCUGGACUGCCCUUUAUUUAAGAAGAAAAUAGUUGUAGAUUCAGCCAAGGUGAUCGUGCAUUCUGCUGAUGCAUUUGCACCUGUUGGCUACCUUCAUUUUCUAAAAUCACAUCUGGAGAAUAAGGAGGAUUCUUCAGGUACUUUUGUGGUCAGUAGCUGUUCUUGUGACAUAAGCUGCACUGAUGACGAUAUUUUCCCUUCAUCAGAAGACGAUGAACCACAGAAAACCAUUCCAGUCAUCUGGAAGCCUUUGAAACCUAAUUUUUUGGAUUUCACUAAGACAUUUGCAAGUUCAGGAAAAUCCCUGAGUGGUUACCAGUGGUUUUCAGGUAUCACUGCCUACUUCCUUCCAUCAGAAGACACAAAGGCUCAAGAUGCAGCACGGGAAGCAUUUUCUUCUCUCAGAGCUAAUAUGACUUCAGAGGGAUUGAAACUGAAGGAUAUUAUUUUGGUUCAUCUGUAUAUGAAGAGCAUGAAACAUUUCAGUGUUAUAAACUCAGUUUAUGAGACAGAAUUUGAUUUGUGUCCACCAGCAAGAGUAUGUGUUGAAAUCCCGUUACCUGAUGGAGUACUGUUUUGCAUUGACUGCCUUGCACAUAAGUACGACAUUGCAACAGAUGAUGUGUUACAUGAUGAAAAGCUGGUCAUGCAUGUACAGAGCAUUUCCCACUGGGCACCUGCUAGCAUAGGACCUUACAGUCAGUCCAUCAAGGUUGGAGAUGUUCUCUACUGUGCUGGACAGAUUGCUCUAGUACCUUGUACGAUGCAGCUUGUUAGUGGUGGCAUACGGACAGAGGCUAUAGUUUCCCUCCGUCAUGUUGAGCGAGUUCUUCAAGCUAUGAGCCAGAAGACUGCGCUCCACCACGUCAUCACAGCCAGCUGCUAUGUAACUGACAGCAAGCACAUUCCUAUUGCUCACUCUCUAUGGCAGAAGAAAUUAAGAGAAUGUAAAAAGGAAGAAGAUUCAGAGACGUAUCAUGAUGAAACUGCAGCAUGUGGGUUGCUUGCUGUGGUGGUAAUACCUCACCUGCCCAGAGAUGCUGCCAUUGAAUGGCAUGUUGUUGCAGUAGUUGAUGAUCCACUCCAAAGAAAACAUUUUGCGAUGAAGAUGUUGUCAGAGGGCUUCCACAUUGAGUGUGAAUCUGUGGAGUCUAGUUCUUCAUCUUGUGCAUCAAUCUCUUUACGUCUGAGCUUGAUUUCACCAUCCACUUCUCCCCUUGAUUUAGAUGGACCUCUUCAUGACUUAGUUGCUAUGUUUAAACAAGCUGUUGAGAAACUUUCAGGAGACUGCAGUGCAAGUCCUUUGUCCCUUAGAGCUUUCUUCAAGGAGUAUGUCUUUGAUAUGGAAACACUACAAAAAGGACUACAAGGAUACCUUGAAAAAUAUCUGGAAGAGAAGGCCCCAGCUCUGAUUUUAGUACCUGUGGUGGAUUUACCUGGCAAGGAAGUUAUUCAUAUGAUAUGCUGGCUAAGCUAGCAGUUCAAAAGAGAUGAGCUGAUGUCAAAACACACAUACAUUCCAUCAGGAGAGAACAAAGAAAAGAGUUGAUACUAACUGUGUUGGAUACUUUCAUGAAGCAAUAUUGUUUGAUUUAAGUAAAGUCGUAUUUAGCUUGUUAAUGAUGCCUCAUUAUAUGUGACAGAGUCAGGUUUGUAUGAAGAAUAAAGGUUUCAUUUAAAAAUAA